Messenger RNA from Glycine soja, 1183 nucleotides. RefSeq lists its product as uncharacterized. Bases 51 to 983 code for a protein of 310 amino acids. Gene Ontology annotation, molecular function: protein binding. NCBI's taxonomy places the organism in Eukaryota, Viridiplantae, Streptophyta, Magnoliopsida, Fabales, Fabaceae. The record is from RefSeq and is a predicted model, not a curated record. The transcript has 6 exons.
GAAAUAGUUGUCGGCCUUUCUGAUCUCAUUGCCAUAGCUUAUAUCUAAUUAUGGGUAGUCAAGAUGCCAUUCCACGAUCUACUGUAGAUGCUCCACCAGCUCAUUACGUAAUGAAAAUUCAGUCAUUUUCACUCCUUGCGAAGAAUUCUAUAGAGAGAUACGAAUCAGGGAAAUUUGAAGCUGGAGGCUACAAAUGGAAGUUAGUUCUGUACCCUAGUGGAAACAAGAGCAAGAAUAUAAGGGAACAUAUAUCACUCUACUUGGCGUUGGAUGACACAAGUUCACUUCAUCAUGGAUGGGAAAUCUAUGUCAAUUUUCGAUUCUUUUUGCAUGAUCAGACCAACGACAACUACCUAGUUGGCCCGGAUACUGUGAGAAAGGAAAGGAGAUUUCACAAAAUGAAGGCUGAAUGGGGAAUUGAUCAAUUUAUUCCUCUGAGAGACUUCAACCUUGCCUCUAAAGGUUAUCUGGUGGACGACACGUGUGCUUUUGGAGCAGAAGUCUUUGUUUGCAAAGAAAGAAGCACAGGCAAAGGAGAAUGUUUGGUAAUGAUGAAGGAAGCCAUUCUAUACAAGCACCUCUACGAGUUUGACAACCUCUCUAAGUUGGAUUUAGAGUGUUAUGAUUCUAAACCAUUCAAUGCUGGAAACUUUAAGUGGAAGAUAAAACUAUAUCCCAAAGGAAAAGGUGCUGAAUUGGGCAAUUAUCUUUCUCUGUAUCUAGCCUUAGCUGACCCAUCAGCCCUUUCUCCUUGUUCCAAAAUAUAUGCGCAGAUAACAUUACGCAUACUUGACCAAAAGCAAGCCAAACAUCACUUUGGAAAAGCUAACUACUGGUUUAGUGCCUCAAGCCAUGAAAAUGGUGCAGCCAUAUUUAUGCCUAUCAAUAAUUUCACCAAUCAAAACUUUGGUUAUGUGGUGAAGGACAGUUGCUUCGUAGAGGCAGAGGUUAUAAUUCUUGGAGUGGUUGAUGCAUUGUCCUAAGAUUCUUUAAGGUAUGCUAUUGAUGAGUGCAGUGAUUUGGCCAAGACUCAGGUUGAUCCAAGAAUUAAUGAAAAUGAGUGGCAGUAAUAGUUUUCACUUUUCAAUUUAUGUAAUAUAUGGAUAUUCUAAAUGGACACUGGCACCACAUGCAAGUCUUCUACUUCCAACAUGGAAAAAAAAAAGUGACUCCCUAACUUUAA